Messenger RNA from Monascus purpureus, 1152 nucleotides. NCBI's taxonomy places the organism in Eukaryota, Fungi, Ascomycota, Eurotiomycetes, Eurotiales, Aspergillaceae. The record is from the annotation of a GenBank genome assembly.
AUGGAGGUACCAGGCUCUACCUCUGCCCUCCACGGUCGCGUUGGGGGAAUGCCCAACACCAACAACAUCAAGUCCAGCGUGAACGAAUACAAGACUAGGCGGACCAGCGAUAUUGGUCUCCUGAAAUCAACACUACUGCCUUCACUAGGCCUAAACACAUCCCUUUCAGCUCUCAGCUAUCUUCUCUCGCUCUCGACGAACCGCGUGGAGAUCAAAGACUGCUUCUGGGGCGGAAACCAGGUCGUCAACGUCUGGUGGACAGCGUUAGGAAAACCGAUCUGCCAAUCUAACCUGACAGUCGCCAAGGCCUGGAAUAAUCUAUCAUGGACAGAGAAACUAUUACUCUUCUCCGUUAGUCUCUGGGGCACGCGACUGCUCUACCGCGUUGCGUCGAGGGGGAUCCGUCGUACACGGUCUGGUAAAGGUAAUGAUGACCCGCGGUACACGAAGGUGAAAAAGCAAUACGGAUUCUGGAAGACUGCAUUCUGGAAGCUCUAUCUGCCCGAGGCCGUUUUUCAGAGCGUCAUCGCGUUGCCGUUUACGAUCCCGUUCCGCGGUGGAGGUACGGUUCCCCCGACUGGUAAUGGGCGCUUCCAGGACAUCGCGAGGGCCGUUGGCGUCGGCUUCUUUGGAGUCGGGUUUGCCUUGGAGGUUCUCGCUGAUGUGCAGUUAAGCUGUUACCGUGGGAGUGGACUGCAGAGGGGUGGUGUUUGGAGUAUUGUUCGGCAUCCGAAUUAUCUAGGUGAUAUCAUCAUCCAUAGCUCUUUCGCCAUCCUGAGCUUGGCAGAGUCUUUCCACCCUGUGGUGCUUCUGGGCCCGUUGGCGAAUUAUGUCUUCCUCCGCUGUGUUGGAGGGGAUAAGGAAAACGAAGCGUACCAGGAGGAUCGAUACAAACACCACAACGAGGAGAAAUACCGAGACUUGCAGGAGUCUAAAAGACAAAAGAAUAGCGUCUGGCCUCAUCUGCGGGAGUUGGCCAAUCCAUGGACCUGGGCUGUCGUGGGAUGCGGUGCGGCUGUUGCCUUCCUGGAAGAAGUUGCUAAGGGGUGGUAUGAGGGCUUGUCUUGAGAUAUAUUCUAUUGAUUGAUUGAUUCCCAUCGAAAUAUAGAAAGAGUUCCUUCCAUAAUCAGGGGAAUAAAAAGACAAAACUAU